Messenger RNA from Monomorium pharaonis (pharaoh ant), 4241 nucleotides. RefSeq lists its product as uncharacterized. Lineage: Eukaryota; Metazoa; Arthropoda; Insecta; Hymenoptera; Formicidae. The coding region runs from base 1592 to 2608 and encodes 338 amino acids. The record is from RefSeq and is a predicted model, not a curated record. The transcript is spliced from 3 exons.
UAUAUCAUUGUGCCCAGUUGUGCCUUAAGAAGAAAAGGAAGUUGUGUCUUUUGGACUCAAUACGUUGUAUUGCCUAAUUCAAAGUACUACAAUAAUAACCAAGAAGGAGCUAGAUAAUUGUUACGCCUUUGGUUUUUUUUCUCUUUCGUGGAUCACACCAACGACCAAUUACUUUUGUGACGAACUAUUUUUUUGUGCGUAAGUAUAUCUUCUAUUCCUUUAGAAUUUUAUGAAAUGUGUAUUAUGUACAAUAAAUAUAUACGUUACAAUUUUCUUGACACAUAUUUUUACUUGUUUAUACAAUUUUUUAAAUAAGCAGAAAAAAUAUACGGUAUUCUUUAAUUCCAUUUAUAUAUGAAUUGAGAAAAUGUUAUAUUAGUGAUUAAUAUUUUAAGAGUCCCAUAUAGGAGAUUUGUUUUGUCUGGGACAGAAUAUUAUCUCCUAUUAUAUCUAAAUUAAUAUGAAUAUUUUGUUGCAGUGCGGAUAAUCUGUUAGAUUGAAUCGAAAGACUGAUCAAAAAAUUGAACUGAAUUAAAGACUGAAAGAAUCAGAAACUCUUCUAAUAUAGUGAGGAUAAUGCAAGUGAGGACGACAACUUUUGCUUUGGAUCAUUAUUUGUCAGGACAUAUCAGCCAUGCCGAAACAAAAGUUAUUAUCAGAAAUGUCAAAAAGACAUUUCCGACGAUUAAAAUGUAAUGCACGUAAUAUUGCGAUUGCGGAAAUGAAUAAGUUAUCAAGAUCUGUUAAGAAGUACAAUCAACUACAAAAUUCGAGUAAUGACCUUGAUUGUGACAAUGGUUCUAAUUUGGGGAAUUUAUUAUGUCCGAAUGCACUCACUUUUAAUAAUAUUGAAGAUGCUGACCAUACCAAUUUGUCUGCUGCUGCAUCAAUUAGAGGUGAUUUAAUAAAGUGGACAGUACAGUUUCAAAUAUCACAUAUAGCAGUUACUGCAUUAUUGUCAAUUUUAAGAAAACAUGGUUUUGAUAGCUGUUUGCCAAAAAACUCUAAAACAUUGUUGAAAACCCCAAGAUGUACGAACGGAAAGUUGCACCAAGGGAAUACUUUCAUAAUGGCUUAAGAUCAAGAAAAAUGACGUUUCUCCAAAAAAAAUGAUAACAUUGAUUCAGUUCAAGUACAAAUUAGUACAGAUGGAUUACCAAUUUCUAAAUCUUCUACUAAUCAAUUGUGGCCUAUUUUAGGCUCGGUGAUGCCCAACCUUUCUGACAUUUUUCUCAUUGGCUGUUACUUUAGUUCUAAGAAACCAUAUAAUUGUAAUGAAUUUUUGCAUGAUUUUGUGGAUGAAAUAAAAAUUCUAGUUACUGAAGGAGUUGAAUAUGGAGGAAAGCAUAUAUCUGUAUCCAUACAUUCAUUAAUUGCUGAUGCACCCGCAAAAUCUUUUGUAACAGCCACAAAAGGACAUACAGGUUAUUAUAGUUAUACUAAAUGUACAACGGAAGGUGAAUAUAUCGAUGGGAGAAUGUGUUUCUCAGAUAUGAAUUGUCGUAAACGGACAAAUAAAAGCUUUUUUGAAUAAAAGCACAUAGAGCACCGUACUGGGAAGAGUAUUUUAUCAGAUAUACCAAAUUUUGGAAUGGUAUCUGACAUUUCGUUUGAUUACAUGCACUUGGUUUGCAUUGGUGUGGUCAAAAAAAUGUUAAAUUUUUUGUUAUCCGGACCGUUAAAUGUUCGAUUGCCGGCACGAUCAAUAAACAGCAUUUCGAGUUUGUUAAUUGAAAUGCGGACAUCAAUAUCUGUAGAAUUUGUUCGUAAACUACGGGAAUUACAUUUCCUGAGCUUAUGGAAAGCCACAGAGCUGAGACAAUUUCUUUUAUAUACUGGCCCUAUUCUUUUAAAGAAUUACAUAAAUAAAGAUAUUUACAAGAAUUUUCUAACACUGCACGUGGCCAUUCGACUAUUAUGUUCUCCAGAUCUUUUACAUAUUACUUAUGCAGAAUCCUUACUAAAACAUUUUGUGCAGUCAUUCGCAAUCCUAUAUGGGUCACAACAUAUAUCUCACAAUAUACAUGCACUAAUUCAUUUAGCAGAUGAUGUUAGAAAAUUUGGCACACUGGAUACAUUCAGCGCUUUUGGAUACGAAAAUUAUUUAAGAAAAAUAAAACAGUUUGUUAGAAAAGCUGAACGUCCUUUACAACAAAUCCACAAUCGUUUAACAGAAUUGGAAUAUUGCUUAUCGUUUAAAAAAGAACAUCGAAAAAUCGGUGUACAUGAAACAUACAAUGCGGGUCCAAUCUUACCUGGAAUAAAUAGUCCUCAAUACUCAACAUUUUCAAGAACAGAUUUUAUCCUAUUUAUUCAUAGUCCAAAUAAUUGUUGUGGUUUAAACGAUGGUACAAUUGUCUUCAUAGAGAAUAUUGCUACUAAUACUGCUAAUGAUUUAUGCAUUAUUGAUCGAAAAUUUAUUGGUUUGAGUGACCUAUAUACUGAACCGUGUAAUUCUUCUUUGUUGGGAAUAUAUAAGUCAGAAGGAUAUGAUAAUUUGUCGGCCUGGCCUCUAACAGCUGUUAUGAUGAAAUAUACUAAAUUUAAUCUUUGUAAUUCAAAAACAUUUGCACUUUUACCAUUGUUGCAUAACGUAUGUAUAAUAUAAUUUUUGUUCACAUGCUUGGUAUGUACGUGUAAACGUGUGUGUGUGUGUGUGUGUGGGUAUUUUUUUAUGGAUUCCAUUUGUUAGAAUUUGAAGACGGGAUGCAAAUAGUACCUGAUAAUUGGAUACAAGAAAAUACGAAUAAAUGUUGGUAUCCAAAUUAUAAAACAGAUAAAGAUAUAAAUAAAGCAAUUAAAAAACGGUAUACCUCAAGAUAAUUGGUUAUUAUAUCCAAUUAUACGAUUAUUUGGUAUAUAUGGUAAGUGAACGUAUUACACAAGAAUUUUGAAUUUGCUAUUUAUGUGUAAAUAAUGGUUUGCGAACUAUUUUGACAAACAUAUUGUGACAAUCAUGUUAUUAUUUAUAAAAAUUAUUACAUUUUUUUUUAUAGAAACGUACAGUGAAGCAUGUCAGAAACUUAAAAAGCCCGAGACAAUUUCUGAUAUUAAUACGGAUACCGACGACAAAGCACAAAGAAAAGUUAGAGCUAAAAGACAGAACAAUACCGAUGAUGAUGAAAGUGAUAGUAGCAAUUAUCAGUCUUCCUUACCACCAUAUCCAAAAGCUCCUGUGAGUCGUACAAGUAAGUAAUUUUAAAAUUGUUUAUUAUGCUUCUAUUAUUAGAUAUGCAUAUUGCUCAUUUGUUACGACAUAACUCCAAAAAAAAUUUUUGUAGUUUAAAUGUUUUGAAUCAUUAUAAUUUUGUAAUAUCAUUUUUAAUGCAAUUUUAGUGUUACGAUUUGGUCUACUGAUUGUAGAAGAAUGAAAGUAUCAUUAGCUCUUAACUCAGUGUAUUCAAUUCUCAUAAAAAUUCUCUUUGCGGACAACUCAAAAAUUUUAAUUUUUAUGUCGUAGCAAAUAAGCGAUAUAUGCUCAGGUCAUUAAAAAUUCAUUGGAAAAAUAUUAUAAAAAUAUUUUAAUGUGACGUUAAUGGGUUACAUACUUUCGGCAGGCCUGAAAUUAGAUCAAAAUUAACGAUUUUUUUUGUGGGUAAAGUUAUGGUUUAUUAAGAAAUAAAGAUACAUUUCUUGUACAGUAGUUUUUUGAAAAUAUAUCCUGCAAAUUGCAAUUAAAAAUAUCAAAAAAUGAGGUCCUGGUAACUAUUUUUCCGAACAAUGUUUCUAUAAUAAAAACAGUGUUUUGCGGUAAAUAAUAUCAAUUUUGAUAUUUUUAGUUACAAUUUGCAAAACAUUUUCAAAACACUGUUUUACAAAAUGUAUUUUUAUUUAAUAAUAAACCAUAUAUAAUUUUAGCCACAAUAAAAAUUUAUAAAUUUUGAUCUAGUUUUAGACCUGUCAAAUAUGUAACCCCAUCUUAAGUGUGUGUGUGUGUGCGUGUGCGAGCGUGCGUGCGUGCGUGCGUGCGUGCGUGCGUGCGUGUGUAUGAAAAGUCCACUCUACCUUUUUCGUGAUGGCAAACUGGAGGAAUCAAGGAGAAGACCACAAAGGUAACAGUAGACAUAAUAAUUUAUUAGGGAAACAAUUGAAAAACAAACUUUAGUGCAUUUCAGAACGGUGCUGCCUUAUUCGUGACGCGGCUCUCCGUCAGAUGGCUUAAAAUAUAUGUGCGUCUUAUGAGCCGCGUCUUAGCGCUUAUUUGUUUCUUAACAACAACGGAGCAAGAAGCAUUAUGACAG